Phytophthora nicotianae INRA-310 is the source of this 2184-nucleotide messenger RNA. RefSeq names its product PLK protein kinase. Lineage: Eukaryota; Oomycota; Peronosporomycetes; Peronosporales; Peronosporaceae. The coding region runs from base 1 to 2184 and encodes 727 amino acids. The record is from RefSeq and is a predicted model, not a curated record. Gene Ontology annotation, cellular component: centrosome; cytoplasm; spindle pole. Gene Ontology annotation, biological process: regulation of cytokinesis; protein phosphorylation; mitotic cell cycle. Gene Ontology annotation, molecular function: ATP binding; protein binding; protein kinase activity. The transcript is spliced from 4 exons.
AUGGAACAUGUAUCGGACGUCGCCGACACUUCUUCCCGCGCACCGCACUCGAUAUCCGAGUACACGCUACUCGAGUUCUUAGGCGAAGGCGCCACAGCACAAGUCUAUCUAGCCGAACACGAGGCUUCGGGGGCGCAUGUAGCCAUCAAAGUGAUCGACAAGCUGUUGGUACAGCGAGCACAAUUGGAGAGCAAAGUCCGUCAAGAGAUGGUGCUUCACGCCGAACUGCGACACCCGCAUGUGCUUCACGUGGAGAGCGUCUUCGAGGACGCUCGAAAUUACUACAUGGUGCUCGAGCACUGCGCUCGAAGGUCCCUCUCAGCAGUCGUCAAGGCCCUUCCAGGUCGCAAGGUGGACGAGCAGACAGUCAAGAAAAUAUAUCGUCAAGUAGUGGCGGGUGUCGUGUAUUUACACGCCAGCGGCGUGAUCCACAGAGACCUCAAGCUCGCCAACUUACUGCUGAACGACAAGGGUGAGGUGAAAAUCUCGGAUUUUGGGCUUGCAGCAAGACUCGGAGAUGAUCAUGUGACUAUGUGUGGGACGCCAAACUUCAUAGCACCAGAAGUAUUGCUGGCAGAGGACGAGCCGUAUGAUGAAGCGGUGGAUGUGUGGUCAUUGGGGUGUAUUUUAUACUGUUUAUUACUCGGGAAGCCGCCGUUUGAAGGACGCAAAGUGAGUGAAACACUAGAGAACGUGGCAAAUGCAGGACAAAACCCGCUCAAAUUCCCCGACGGAUUUUCUUCGUCUGCUAGCGACUUGAUCAAGCGAUUGCUCACACCGGAUCCUCUCAGUCGGCCAUCUGCUCAGCAAAUUCUGCUACAUCCUUGGCUUCGCGAUCAAUCUCAGAAACGAGCGCCGCCUCAGUCUAAUGGUAGACGCAAGUCUCUUCCGCGUAUGCCACAACCUGUGCCUCCACACCCUCGUGCAGCAUCCCGAUCUCCUGAAAAAUUGCGUGAAAGUCGCAGAGCUGCAGGUAUUCGGGCGAUGAAAGAGGAAGGGUUUGUGCUAUCAUCCUCCAGCUCGUCCGUUGCGAUGACAACAUCCAGACGACGGCGUACACUCGGAGACAGUCGUCCGAGCUCUAUGCAGCGUGGACAGCAAGAAGCUCCACCAAAUAGGAUGAGGUUUUCUCAGAUAUCAUUUGCCUUUGCGGCCAGCAGUAGCGACAGCAGCUUCAGCCCCGACGAUGACAGUAUUAUCGAUGACUAUAGCGAUCUCUCCGAGCUAUCACUGCCCACUCCAUUCAAUGACCACACCGAAUCAAAAGAAGUCAACGGAGAAAUGGAGAAGAACAGCCAACUUGACGAAAAAUCGUUUCUUGCAGUCUCGAGAGAUGUUGAACCGAUCGUAUCGGUUGUUAUACAUUUGGAACUGCAAGAUGUAUCGUGUUUCGGGCUAUUUCAAAGCCACGAAGGUCACUCUAGUGAUGCAAAGGUGCAGUUGCAGUGGAGCUGUAAGGAGCCAGCUGAAGUCGGCAGACCACCGACUUACGAAUUAAAAGUAUCCAACGGAUGGGAAGCGUACUAUGAUCAAGCUAGUGGGGUGCUGACAGCUACAACUCCACAGGGUGAUCCGCUGCGAUACGAGAUACCUGGUGUGAGUGGAGCGCGAGCUGGAUUCAGUGCUUCAAGUUCUUUCCGGUCAUCUACCACACGCAUCAGUCAGCGUCCGUAUUUGCCACCGUUCGUUCGGUUUUGCCAGUGUCUCGCAUUGCGAACCAUGCAGCUACGUCGAAUUGCACUGCGUGGCCAGGCGAGUAAACUCCCGUUCAUUCAUUACGACACCCUACCGGAGUCGCUGCUGGAGUCGUUCCGAUACCGAUCUAACUUGCUCACUGUUCCUCACCAAGUAGCAUUACGUCCGGAUCAGGAGCGGAGCAUAUCUUCGGUAAUUAAAGCUCAGAAAGGAGUCGAGAUUGCAGGUGUUGGGAGUGGAUGUAUCGAUUCAACUGGAGACUUGCGAGUUGUGUUCCUGGAUGGAGCUCAGCUCACGUUGGCGGCAAGUGGGUUACAGUUACGAUUCCGUCCGUCUUGGGACACUGGUGUCAACAAUGGUGACAGUGUGAAAGAGGAUGUAUUCGAACUGCUCACAACGAGCAGCAUGUCGUCGUUCCUGCCCUCAUCAGUGAAGCAGAAGUUGGAAAGUAUCCCAGAGUUUAUCCGCCGUCUCAAAGCAGUUAACUAA